AUGGCUGAAGAGCCGCAGGUCAAGAAGCGAAAUCUGUGGAACCCUGCGUUGGACGAGGAUUCUGGAGAGAAGGAGAAGGUCGAGAAAAAGGCCAAGAACCAGAAUGCGAUGGCGAACGUAAGGAAAAUGCAAUGAUUUGUCGAUAAAAAUUCAUUUUCAGUUCCAGAACUGUCUCCAGAUGCUGGCCCUGCUCCAGAAGCAUCAGAAUCCGGCUCCCCAACUUCCCCAUCCCUUCCUUCAACUCUUAACCCAGCCAAAUGGUAAUCCAAUUCCUGAAACCCCCGUUUCCUCGUUGAAUUUCUCACAUCCAAUAAUCUGAUUACAGUUUCCCCUCCGUUCUUCCCAUUUCCCCCUUUAUUGCCGGCUCCCCCAAAAAAGAAAUCGGAAGACAAUCCGCCCGCGGCGCCUUCGACAGCCGGGCCAGUCCACAAUCCAAUCGUGGACACGGUUCUGGGGACAACCAAGGGACCCGUCAAUUAUAAUUGUUGUGCCAUUUGUGGACAGAGCUUCCGGCUGACCACGGACCUGGUCCAACACGUCAGGACCAAUCAUCGGCAGAACAGACAUAAGCGGAAAUAUUUGGCUGAAUGA
This is a messenger RNA of Bursaphelenchus xylophilus (pine wood nematode), 591 nucleotides long. The record is from the annotation of a GenBank genome assembly. Lineage: Eukaryota; Metazoa; Nematoda; Chromadorea; Rhabditida; Aphelenchoididae.